Messenger RNA from Magnolia sinica, 1835 nucleotides. Its product is annotated as two-pore potassium channel 1-like. The transcript is spliced from 6 exons. The coding region runs from base 394 to 1458 and encodes 354 amino acids. The record is from RefSeq and is a predicted model, not a curated record. Gene Ontology annotation, cellular component: plant-type vacuole membrane. NCBI's taxonomy places the organism in Eukaryota, Viridiplantae, Streptophyta, Magnoliopsida, Magnoliales, Magnoliaceae. Gene Ontology annotation, molecular function: potassium ion leak channel activity. Gene Ontology annotation, biological process: potassium ion transmembrane transport; stabilization of membrane potential.
CUCUCUCUCUCUCUCUCUUAUGAAGGUUAGCUGUCUCUCCCUCCCUCUGUCAUCUUGGCAACCAUAUCCAUCUGAUAGAUUGGUGAGCCCAACUGAGUGGAUGGAUGGUUUUUCUCAAAAUCAGGAUUAUCUGAUCAUCAGGUGGGCCGUGCGUUAACAAAAGAAUGGAUAGUUAAAGAGGAAUCAGCAAGUUUCUGCACUCAAUUUACAGCCUACAGGGAUGCUUGAAAAGAGCGUCUGGAAUUUAGAGAAAAGAUGAUGAAACCAUUGUGUGUAUUUUUAUGAAUCCACCAGUUGAUGCUUGGAGGAAAUGUAGGAGAGAACGGUGGUUCAUUGAAGAAAGCCAUGUCAAACAAAGUUUUCUUGACUUGAUCAUCUCUGCCAAACCAGCCAAUGGCCUUCGAUGAUGCAAAACAUCCAUUGCUCUCAGGUUUAAGAGAUCCUCCUCAUCAACCUGAACAAAAGAUAGGUGCCAAGAAAAGAUACCGCCGCUGUAAAAGUGCUCCUGCCACAGACAUUUUACUAAAAAAGAAUCAUGCUGCCUCAUCUCCAGCCUCAGAAACCAUUGUUGGCAAAGUUCAUCCUGCAUUCAUACAAGUAAUCGUGUUGUUGGCUGUCUAUCUAGGAAUAGGCACAACUUGCUUCUGCCUCGUUAAGAAUCAGAUCAAGGGCAAGAAAACAAAUGGCAUUCUGGAUGCCGUAUACUUCUGUAUUGUGACAAUGACAACCGUUGGAUACGGGGACCUCGUUCCCAAUAGUGUCACCACGAAACUCCUCGCAUGUGCUUUUGUCUUCACAGGCAUGGCACUUGUCGGGCUUAUCCUAAGUAAAUCGGCGGACUAUCUCGUGGAGAAACAGGAAAUGCUAUUGGUUAAAGCCUUACAUAUCCAUCAACAUGUUGGGAUGACGGACAUUAUGAAGGAAAUUGAAACCAAACGAGUGAGGUACAAGUUUCUUAUGGUCACAGUGUUGCUUGUGCUGUUGAUCAUUGUGGGGACGGUUUUCUUAUCGACAAUUGAAGGAUUGAACCUUGUUGAUUCCUUCUAUUGUGUUUGUUCUACUAUCACGACUUUAGGAUAUGGGGAUAAAAGCUUUUCAUCUGAAGGUGGGCGUAUUUUUGCCAUCUUCUGGAUAUUGACUAGCACAAUUUGCGUGGCCCAGUUCUUUCUCUACCUUGCUGAGCUAAACACUGAGCAUAGACAACAGGCUCUAGUCAAAUUCGUCCUUACAAGGAGGAUGACAACCUUAGAUCUUGAAGCAGCAGAUCUUGACGAUGAUGGGGUUGUGAGCUCUGCCGAAUUCAUCAUAUAUAAGCUCAAAGAGAUGGGAAAAAUUAGCCAAGAAGAUAUCACUCUUGUGAUGGAAGAAUUUGAGGAUCUUGACGUCGAUCAGUCGGGUACACUGUCAGUGUCUGAUUUGACACUUGCACAAUCUCCUCCACAUGGGAGCAAAGUUUAACAGCAAUGAUCUUAGAGAUGGAACUUAGGGGGAGCAUCAAUAGGUAAUAAGAUGAGGGAAAGUAGACUUACAUGGUUUGGUCAUUUGCAAUGGAGACCAAGAACUAUGCCCAGUUAGGAGUGAGUUGGUACAAGUUGAAGGCUCUAAAAGCUCAAGAGGAAGGUGCAGGAGGACAUGGGUGGAGGUAAUAACACUUAAUGACCUUGAUAGAGUGGAACAAGAUUCGUGUAGCCAACCCCAAUUAGUGAGGAUAAUGCUUAGAUAAUGAUGAUGAUAUUUUUAUAAACACAUUGUAAUCUCAUUUGCCUUGGCACAGUUUCUGCACGGGCUGGCAACUUUCCCAUUUGGAAAGUAUAAAUUCAUUAUAGUGAGCUGCA